CGGCGUUGAUCCUUCCCUGCGCAUGCUCAGUGUGCAGAGAAGGUCAGCGGGACGGCCGGGGAUGUGGUACGAGAUCCUCCCCGGGCUCGGCCUCAUGGCUGUCUGCCUGAGUAUCCCCGGGCUGUCCACCCUCUACAUUCACCGGUGGACGAACGGUGGCAAGGAAAAAAGGACCGCUCGUUUACCUUAUCAAUGGACUCUGUUAGAAAGGGACAGAAGAGUAUCUGAUGGCAAAUCCUACUUCAAAUCAAAGGGAUUAGAAAAUAUCGACUGAUGGGGUUUUCAUCUUGAUCAACAAAUUCGUGGACCUGCAAGAGGAGCAUUACUAAAAUGUUAACUUUAAUCCUUGUUUCAUAAUAUAAACUAUAUAAUUUACCACAAAAUGGAAGUUACAAACAUGAACUGGAUAUGUAGUUUGCGUUUUCUAUUGCAGAUAAGUUUGGAACAUGGCAAGUGGGGAGGAAGAAAUGAGCGAGUUAGAACGGGAAAAUGCUGAUAGGGGCUAUUGGUAUAUUCACUUAAAGGUUUCUACAUACCUUGUCAGUUUGAAUUCUCCUUUGGAGCAUUGAAAACAUUGCAAAUUGUAUAGGCACAUUGUCAAAGAGAAAUUAAGCCCAGUAAGAGUGAACACAGAAUAGUGAACCCUUGUACACUUACAUGGAGAAAUUUCAGAAAACAACUGCAAACCAUACAAUGAUAUAUUUCUAUGUCUAUCAUGCAAUUACUACAAAAUAAAAUGAUCAUAAUUUA
This is a messenger RNA of Pristis pectinata (smalltooth sawfish), 750 nucleotides long. It is a transcript of the gene ndufa1, whose product is annotated as NADH:ubiquinone oxidoreductase subunit A1. Bases 23 to 274 code for a protein of 83 amino acids. The transcript has 3 exons. NCBI's taxonomy places the organism in Eukaryota, Metazoa, Chordata, Chondrichthyes, Rhinopristiformes, Pristidae. The record is from RefSeq and is a predicted model, not a curated record.